This is a messenger RNA of Schistocerca americana (American grasshopper), 1237 nucleotides long. Its product is annotated as T-box transcription factor TBX20-like. The transcript is spliced from 6 exons. Gene Ontology annotation, cellular component: nucleus. The record is from RefSeq and is a predicted model, not a curated record. Gene Ontology annotation, biological process: regulation of transcription by RNA polymerase II; cell fate specification; heart development. Gene Ontology annotation, molecular function: RNA polymerase II cis-regulatory region sequence-specific DNA binding; DNA-binding transcription factor activity, RNA polymerase II-specific. NCBI's taxonomy places the organism in Eukaryota, Metazoa, Arthropoda, Insecta, Orthoptera, Acrididae. The coding region runs from base 107 to 1237 and encodes 376 amino acids.
CAACCCGCUGCUGCAGGAGCGCUGCAACAGCGAGGAGCUGCGGCACGUCGUCUGCCACCUCGAGACCAAGGAGCUCUGGGACAAGUUCAACGAGCUGGGCACCGAGAUGAUCAUCACCAAGUCCGGCAGGCGCAUGUUCCCGACGUGCCGCGUGUCGUUCACGGGCGUGCGCGCCGAGCAGCGGUACGCGGUGCUGAUGGACAUCGUGCCGGUGGACAACAAGCGCUACCGCUACGCCUACCACCGCUCGUCGUGGCUGGUGGCCGGCAAGGCGGACCCGCCCGCGCCCUGCCGCCUCUACAUGCACCCAGACUCGCCCUUCACCGGCGAGCAGCUGCGCAAGCAGGUCGUCUCCUUCGAGAAGGUCAAGCUCACCAACAACGAGAUGGACAAGCACGGACACCUGGUGCUGAACUCGAUGCACAAGUACCAGCCGCGCAUCCACCUGGUGAAGCGCAGCGAAGCCAACGCCUCGGCGCCCAUCACCGACCUCGAGAGGGAGGAGUUCAAGACCUUCAUCUUCCCAGAGUCCGUCUUCACCGCUGUCACUGCCUACCAGAACCAGCUGAUUACGAAGCUGAAGAUUGACAGCAAUCCUUUUGCCAAAGGCUUCCGGGAUUCAUCGCGACUGACGGAAUUCGAAAGGGAGACGAUGGAGUCGAUGCUGGCGGAGCAGCAGUAUCUGCGCGCGCCGCUGCGGCCCUUCUGCGAGCUGGACACGCACAACAACAACCUGACGCUGGAAGAGAAGGCGCUGCUUGCGGCGCGCAGCCAGCUCUUCCUGCGCGCGGCAGCCGCCGCCGCCGCCUCUGCCGCCGCCUCCGGGGGCGCGGGCGCCGCCGCCGCAGUGGGGCCGUACGGCCCACUGGGGCCCGCGGUAUACGGCGCCGGCCCUCUCUGGGGGCAGUGGGCGUGCCUCGGCCCCCAGCUGCUGCACGCGCACCAGCUCGCAGCCGCCGCCGCCUCCGCCUCCGUCUCCACCGCUGCCGGCCAGCAGCUGCCGGCACUGCCGCGGCCCCUCUACCCGGGCAUCGCGCAGCAGCACAGGUUCUCGCCGUACCCGCCGCCACUGCCCUCGGCCGCCGCCGCCGCAGCCGCUGCCGCCGCCGCUGCCGCCGCCGCUGCGUCCCGCCCCCAGCGCCAGGCACUGUCGCCCGUCUCCUCUUCACCCGACAGCCUCCAGGACGCUGACCUCCACCCGCCGCCCCCGCACAGCCCCGCACAGCAGUUGUCCUAG